Rhododendron vialii is the source of this 1765-nucleotide messenger RNA. Its product is annotated as fasciclin-like arabinogalactan protein 1. The coding region runs from base 308 to 1552 and encodes 414 amino acids. The record is from RefSeq and is a predicted model, not a curated record. The transcript has 3 exons. Lineage: Eukaryota; Viridiplantae; Streptophyta; Magnoliopsida; Ericales; Ericaceae. Gene Ontology annotation, cellular component: plasma membrane. Gene Ontology annotation, biological process: root development; shoot system development.
GAGCAUGAUCUCUGUCGGCUCCGCACAUCUUUUGACAAACAAUCGUCAAUAUUUCCACCUAAACAUUCGUCAUUUUCCUCAACUAAUCCCUGUUUAAAAACUACUGUACUAACAAAAAAACAACUGGCAUUCUUGUAAAUCAAGCCUCUUCCUAUGGUCUCUUUCCUUUACUCACUGAACACUCCACUCCAGAUCUCUCUUCUUCUACUACUCGACACCAUUUCUCUCUUCCCCUGUCCCUCUCUCUCUCUCUCUCUCUCUCUCUCUCUCUCUCUCUCUACCCUAUCUGCUCUCUCUCUCCACCGCCAUGCAGCUACCGACGGUGGCCACCGGGACAACAGUCCUCUCUCUCCUCCUCAUUCUCCUCUCACUCUCUCUCCCCCCCACCUCGUCAGCCCACAACAUUACAAAAAUCCUGGAGAAAUUCCCUGACUUCUCCACCUUCAACCACUACCUCACCGCCACCCACCUGGCGCCGGAGAUCAACAGCCGCGAGACCAUCACCGUCUGCGCCGUCGACAACGCCGCCAUGUCGGAUCUGCUCGCCAAGCACCCCUCGAUCUACACCAUCAAGAACGUGCUGUCCUUCCACGUGCUGCUGGACUACUUCGGGGCCAAGAAGCUUCACCAGAUCACCAACGGGACGGCUCUCGCCGCCACCAUGUUCCAGGCCACCGGGACCGCGAGCGGGUCGUCCGGGUUUGUGAAUAUUACGGAUCUUAAGGGAGGGAAGGUCGGGUUCGGAGCGGAGGAUAAUGGUGGGAAUGUUGAUGCUGUCUUUGUCAAGUCCUUGGAUGAGAUACCGUACAACGUCUCGGUGAUCCAGAUCAGCAAGAUCUUAGCUUCGAGUGACGCGGCAGCGCCGACACCCGGCCCGAGCCAGAUGAAUCUGACCUCUAUAAUGUCGGCUCAUGGCUGCAAAGUCUUCGCCGAGACUCUGCUAGGCUCCGACGCCGAGAAAACGUACGACGACAAUAUCGACGGCGGAUUGACAGUGUUCUGCCCCGGCGACGACGCCUUCAAAAACUUCUUGCCCAAGUACAAGAACCUAACGGCGUCAGGGAAGCAGGAUCUGUUAGAGUUUCACGCCGCUCCGGUGUACCAAUCGAUGGCAAUGUUAAAAUCCAACAACGGUCUGAUGAACACUCUGGCCACCGACGGAGCCAACAAGUACGAUUUCACGGUACAGAACGACGGCGAGGUAGUGACGUUGAAGACAAAGCUCGUGACGGCAAAGAUAACAGGGACGGUAAUCGACGAACAGCCGGUGGCGAUUUUCUCGAUCGAUAAAGUUCUGUUGCCGAGGGAGCUCUUCAAGGGUCUGGCGCCGACUCCCGCUCCGGCGCCGGCGCCGGAUACAGUGGCUGAUGCGCCGAAGCCGGCAAAGAAGGGGAAGCACCUGUCGCCGCCCGCGGCAGAUUCCCCGGCGGAUUCGCCCGACGGAGACGCGGCUGAUCAGACUGCGGAUAGCAGCGGUGCCGUUAGAUUUAACGGCCCGAGAUUUAUUGCGGUGGGGUUGGGUCUGUGCUUGGGUUUACUACUACAGCUGUGAGUUUCUGGAUUGGGAAUUUUUUUUUUUUUUACUUUUUUUUAUUAGUAGAGAAAUAAGUACUGCCUUUUACGGCUAUUUGUUUUCAUGGUAUAUUCCUAUUUAUUUUUUCUUUUAUUGGUUUUUCUGUGUGGCUCUCUUUUCUUUCUUUUUUCUUUUCAAAACUUUUGUGGUGUACGAUUGUGAUUUGUGAAAUGAUUGAACUAAGUUAAGGGA